AACUCACUUUGCUUCCUUAUAAUUCACAACCUACAAUAAAACUCAUUAAUAUCAACAAGAACUUGCAAAGAUGUUUGGUCUCUUCGACAAGAGCCAGAAGAUAAAGGGCACUGUGGUGUUGAUGCCAAAGAAUGUGUUGGAUGCUAACGAUUUAACCUCAGUGCAGAACGGAGGUCUUGGUAGUGUUGUCUCUGGUUUCUUCGACGCCGUGGGCGACGUUGCAGGACAAGUAGUUGAUUCUGCAACUGCCAUCUUAUCCCGUAAUGUCUCCUUCAAGUUGAUCAGUGCUACCUCCACUGAUGCAAACGGAAACGGGAAAGUUGGCAAGGAAACGUAUCUAGAGAAGUAUCUUCCAACGUUACCAACGUUCGGAGAUAGACGAGAUGCAUUCGCUGUUCGUUUUGAAUGGGAUGCUAAUUUCGGAAUUCCAGGAGCAUUUUACAUCAGAAACUUUAUGAAUGAUGAGUUCUUCCUCGUCAGUGUCACUCUUGAGGACAUUCCAAAUCACGGAAGCAUUCACUUUGUCUGCAACUCCUGGAUCUACAACUUCAAAACCUACAAAAAGGAUCGUAUUUUCUUUGCAAACAAUACAUAUGUUACAAGUGCAACACCAGCUCCACUAGUUAAGUACAGGAAAGAAGAGUUGGAGGUUUUAAGAGGAGAUGGAACGGGAGAACGCAAGGAAUGGGAAAGGGUUUAUGAUUAUGAUGUGUACAAUGAUUUGGGCAACCCAGAUAGUGAUACAAAUCUUGCUCGUCCAGUUCUUGGAGGCUCCACCACCUAUCCCUACCCUCGUAGGGUUAGAACUGGUAGAAAACCCACCAAGAAAGAUCCUAAAACUGAGAAACUUGCAGCCGAGUUUUAUAUACCAAGAGAUGAAAAAUUCGGUCAUUUGAAGUCCUCAGAUUUCCUCACAUAUGCAUUAAAAUCCUUGUCUCAGAUGCUCUUGCCUUCACUCGAAAACGUUUUUGACUCAGAUUUGACAUGGAACGAGUUUGAUAGCUUUCAAGAAGUGCGUGAUUUGUAUGAAGGUGGAAUUAAGCUACCAACAGGUGUACUUAGCGACAUUAGUCCCUUACCAGUCUUCAAGGAAAUUUUCAGAUCUGAUGGUGAAAAUGUCCUUCAGCUUCCACCACCUCAUGUUAUCAGAGUGAAUAAAUCUGCAUGGAUGAGUGACGAGGAAUUUGCAAGGGAAAUGAUUGCUGGUGUAAACCCAAAUGUCAUUCGUUGUCUUCAAGAGUUCCCUCCAAAAAGCAAGCUAGAUCCCACUCUAUAUGGUGAUCAAACUAGUACUGUAACAAAAGAAAAGUUGGAGAUUAACAUGGGUGGGGUCACAGUGGAAGAGGCACUUGCUGCUAAGAGAUUGUUCAUAUUAGAUUACCAUGAUGCAUUCAUUCCUUAUUUGACGAGGAUAAACCGUUUACAAACUGCAAAAGCUUAUGCCACAAGAACGAUCCUAUUCUUGAAAGAUGAUGGCACUUUGAAGCCACUUGUUAUCGAAUUAAGCAAGCCACAUCCAAGUGGAGAUAAUUUGGGUCCUGUGAGCAAGGUUGUGUUGCCUGCAACUGAUGGUGUUGACAGCACAAUUUGGCUAUUGGCCAAGGCUUAUGUAAUUGUAAAUGACUCUGGUUAUCAUCAGCUCGUAAGUCAUUGGUUAAAUACUCAUGCAGUGAUAGAGCCAUUUGCAAUAGCAACAAACAGGAAUCUGAGUGUGAUUCACCCUAUUUAUAAGCUUCUUUAUCCUCACUACCGUGAUACCAUAAAUAUCAAUGCACUUGCUAGACGAAACCUGAUUAAUGCAAAUGGCAUUAUAGAACAAUCAUUUUUGCCAGGAAGGUAUUCUCUGGAGAUCUCUUCAGUUGUUUACAAGAAUUGGGUUUUCACUGAACAAUCCUUGCCAGCUGAUCUCAUCAAGAGAGGAUUGGCUACUGAAGAUUCUUCUGCACCUCAUGGCCUUCGUCUUCUGAUAAAGGACUACCCUUAUGCUGUUGAUGGACUUGAAAUAUGGGAUGCUAUUAAGACAUGGGUUAAAGAGUAUGUGUCCUUGUAUUACCCUACAGAUGUGGCAGUUCAACAAGAUACUGAACUUCAAGCAUGGUGGAAGGAAGCUGUGGAGAAGGGUCAUGCAGACCUAAAAGAUAAACCAUGGUGGCCUAAAAUGAAAACCAUUGAAGAUCUCAUCAAAUCAUGCUCUAUUAUUAUAUGGACUGCUUCAGCUCUUCAUGCAGCAGUUAACUUUGGACAAUACCCUUAUGGAGGUUUUAUUCUGAACCGUCCAACUCUGAGCAGAAGAUUCAUCCCUGAGCCAGGAACCAAAGAGUAUGAUGAGAUGGUGAAGAGUCCUCAAACUGCGUAUUUGAGAACGAUUACACCGAAGCGUGAGGCCAUUAUUGAUCUCACAGUGAUAGAGAUAUUGUCAAGGCAUGCUUCUGAUGAGAUCUACCUUGGAAAAAGAGAUAAUCCAAAUUGGACAUCUGAUUCAAAGGCAUUGGAAGCGUUCAAAAAGUUUGGAAGCAAGUUGACAGAGAUUGAAGCGAAAAUCACAGCAAGGAACACCGAUUCAACCAUGAAAAACCGAUCUGGACCAGUUGAACUUCCCUACACAUUGCUCAUUCCUUCAAGUGAGCAAGGGUUGACUUUCAGAGGAAUCCCUAACAGCAUCUCUACAGAAGGAGCAAAAAUGUUUGGAAUCGGCAACAAGAAACACAAGAUCAAGGGGACUGUGGUGUUGAUGCCCAAGAAUGUCUUGGACUUCAACGCCAUCUCCUCCGCCGUUCCAAAGAGUGUUGGCGACGUCGUCGACGGCGCUGUUGGCGCUGUCGGCGGUAUCUUAGGCGGCGUCGUCCAUGUCGCCGGCGGAAUAAUCGACGCUGCCACCGCCUUCUUAGGGCGUAACGUUUCCAUGCAGUUGAUCAGUGCUACUCAGACUCAUGGUGGAAAAGGGAAAGUUGGAGAGGAAAAAUAUCUGAACAGUCAUCUUCCAACCUUACCAACAUUGGGAGCAAGACAAGAGGCAUUCAGUAUUUUUUUUGAAUGGGAUUCUGACUUUGGAAUUCCAGGAGCAUUUUACAUAAGAAACUUUAAGACUGAUGAGUUUUUUCUUGUUAGUGUAACUCUCGACGACAUUCCAAACCAUGGAAGCAUUCACUUUGUCUGUAACUCCUGGGUUUAUAACUUCAGAAGUUACAAAAAAGAUCGUAUUUUCUUUGUCAACAAUACAUAUCUUCCAAGUGCAACACCAGCUCCACUGGUCUGGUACAGACAAGAAGAAUUGGAGACUCUUAGAGGAGAUGGAACUGGUAGACGCAAGGAACAAGAUAGAAUCUAUGACUAUGACGUGUAUAAUGAUAUUGGAAACCCAGAUGGUGGUGAACCUCGCCCAAUCCUUGGAGGUUCUAGCAACUAUCCAUACCCUCGCAGGGUUAGAUCUGGUAGAGACAAGACCAGAAAAGACCCCAACAGUGAGAAACCGGGUGAGAUUUAUGUCCCAAGAGAUGAAAAUUUCGGUCACUUGAAGUCAUCGGAUUUUCUUACAUAUGGACUCAAAGCCCUGUCUCAGAAUGUGUUUCCUUUGUUAAAAUCUGCAAUUUUUGACUUGAGGGUCACAUCAAGUGAGUUUGAUAGCUUCGAUGAUGUGCGUAGUCUCUAUGAGGGUGGAAUUAAGCUGCCAACAGAUAUAAUCAGCCAAAUUAGUCCCUUACCAGUCAUCAAGGAAAUCUUCCGCACUGACGGUGAAAAUGUCCUUCAAUUUCCCCCACCUCAUGUAAUCAGAGUUAGCAAGUCAGCAUGGAUGACUGAUGAAGAAUUUGCAAGAGAGACGAUUGCUGGUGUAAAUCCUAAUGUCAUUAGUCGUCUACAAGAAUUUCCACCAAAAAGCUCACUUGAUCCCACAAUCUAUGGUGAUCAAACUAGUACCAUAACAAAAGAACAGUUAGAGAUUAACACGGAUGGGGUCCCAGUAGAAGAGGCACUUGCUACAAACAGAUUAUUCAUACUAGAUUACCAUGAUGCAUUCAUCCCUUUUUUGACGGGGAUAAACAACCUACCAACAUCAAAAGCGUAUGCCACAAGGACAAUCCUAUUCCUGAAAGAUGAUGGAUCUUUAAAGCCUAUUGUUAUCGAAUUAAGCAAGCCACAUCCUGGUGGCGACAAUUUAGGUGUUGUGAGCAAAGUCGUGCUACCUGCAGCAGAAGGUGUUGAAAGUACGAUUUGGCUGUUGGCCAAAGCUCAUGUAAUUGUGAAUGACUGUGGCUAUCAUCAGCUCAUAAGUCAUUGGUUAAAAACUCAUGCUGUGGUAGAGCCAUUUGCCAUAGCAACAAACAGGCAUCUCAGUGUGCUUCACCCCAUUUAUAAACUUCUUUAUCCUCACUACCGUGACACCAUAAAUAUCAAUGGCCUUGCUAGGCAAUCCCUGAUCAAUGCAGGUGGCUUUAUUGAGCAAGCAUUUUUGCCUGGAAAGUACUCUAUGGAGAUUUCAGCAGCUGUUUACAAGAAUUGGGUUUUCACUGAUCAAGCAUUACCAGCUGAUCUGGUCAAGAGGGGAUUAGCAGUUGAGGAUCCCUCUGCUCCUCAUGGCCUUCGUCUUGUGAUAAAGGACUACCCUUAUGCUGUUGAUGGACUUGAAAUAUGGGAGGCUAUUAAGGCAUGGGUCCAAGAAUAUGUGUCCUUGUAUUACCCUACAGAUGUGGCAGUUCAACAAGAUACUGAACUACAAGCAUGGUGGAAGGAAGUUGUGGAAAAGGGUCAUGGUGACUUAAAAGAUAAGCCUUGGUGGCCUAAAAUGCAUACUCCUGAAGAUCUCAUUAAAUCAUGCUCUAUCAUCAUAUGGUCAGCUUCUGCUCUUCAUGCUGCUGUUAAUUUUGGACAGUAUCCUUAUGGAGGUUACAUAGUGAACCGUCCAACUCUGAGCAGAAGAUUUAUCCCUGAACCAGGAACCAAAGAAUAUGAUGAGAUGGUGAAGAAUCCUCAAAAGGCAUAUUUGAAUACAAUCACACCUAAAUUUGAGAGCCUUGUUGACAUUUCAGUGUUGGAGAUAUUGUCAAGGCAUGCUUCCGAUGAGGUCUAUCUUGGGGAGAGGGAUAGUCCAUAUUGGACAACUGAUACAAAGGCACUAGAAGCAUUCAAAAAGUUUGGAAGCAAACUGACAGAAAUUGAAGCAAAGAUCACAGCAAGGAACAAUGAUCCAAGUCUGAGUAGCCGUCGUGGGCCAGUUGAGUUGCCAUACACCUUACUUCUUCGUUCAAGUGAAGAAGGGAUGACUUUCAGAGGAAUUCCUAACAGUAUCUCUAUCUAAAACGGAUGUGUUUUCUUUAUCCAUAUUUUGCUUUUGAAUAAGAGACAACAUGAGUCUGUGAAAUUGUUGUCUCAAUGUAUGCACUAUGCUGCUCUCCUUCAAUUUGAGUAUAUUAUAAGUGUGUUUUCACUGUCACUUCCUAUCUGGUUCAUCUUUAUGUUUAUCAGUAAUAAUGUUGAAAAGUUUCAAAUUGUUCUUUGUACUCAAAUCAAAAGAAACUUUCUUUACCA
Vigna unguiculata (cowpea) is the source of this 5523-nucleotide messenger RNA. RefSeq names its product seed linoleate 9S-lipoxygenase-like. The record is from RefSeq and is a predicted model, not a curated record. NCBI's taxonomy places the organism in Eukaryota, Viridiplantae, Streptophyta, Magnoliopsida, Fabales, Fabaceae. Gene Ontology annotation, biological process: lipid oxidation. Gene Ontology annotation, molecular function: oxidoreductase activity, acting on single donors with incorporation of molecular oxygen, incorporation of two atoms of oxygen; metal ion binding; protein binding.